Penicillium expansum is the source of this 765-nucleotide messenger RNA. Its product is annotated as GNAT family N-acetyltransferase. Lineage: Eukaryota; Fungi; Ascomycota; Eurotiomycetes; Eurotiales; Aspergillaceae. Bases 1 to 765 code for a protein of 254 amino acids. Gene Ontology annotation, molecular function: acyltransferase activity, transferring groups other than amino-acyl groups. The transcript has a single exon. The record is from RefSeq and is a predicted model, not a curated record.
AUGGCCUGUCAAAGGCAGAGACCGGAGGUCGGAUUGCGUAUUGAUAUCAUACAUCAACCCGAGGAUAUCAUUCAGGCUUUCGGAUGCGUGUGCGAGGCAUUUGGUCGUCAGGUGCAAGAUGGGAUCUGGAUAGCCAUGAACCCAGGAUGGGACACGCCUCAGGGGAGGGCAUUUGGAGCCGAGAGAAUGGUCGCCCGCUGGCGCCACAAAAAAAAUGACAAAAACGGUCUCCCGAACACCAUAUUUCUCAAGGCUACGCUGCCAUGUCCGCAGGUCGAAGAGAGGCGUAUCAUCGUGGGCUUUUGUAUUUGGGUGCAAGCUUCCAGUGUAGAGGGCCACGGUGAUCCUCCCGUGGGAGAUAUAGCGCAUUCGAUGGGCCUCAAUGCUCUGUACCCCGACAGUGAGCCUGAACAACGCUACCUCUGCCAAACAAUUUCCUCUCUGCAUAGAAGACGCAACGAGGUAAUCAAACAGAAAGCCAUUGCAGCGCCGCCAGCAGUCAUGAUCCUAGACAUGUGCGCUGUUGAUCCGGCGCAUCAACGCAAGGGCAUCGCACGAGGGCUUGUACAGUGGGGAAUCGAUGAAGCACAACGACGUGGAGGCCUGGAAGCCAUAACUGAAGCGUCCAGUAUGGGUCGACAUGUGUAUGGACAGAUGGGGUUCCAAGCAGACGGGCCUGAGAUCGAAUAUGUUGUGGACGAUGAAUUCGCCUCUCGCAGGAACCCGCCUAACCUAUUUAUGCGCACCCACGGUGCCUUGGUUUGA